ACAACCUUUGCAUAUAUAUACACAACAACUCUCAUGCCCACAACACUAAACAAUUGCCAAAUGCCAUCAACAACAGAUCAGCAAACGCAAGCCCUGUGGCGUGUGCGUCUAGCCUCCGCAUUUCGGACCAUUCUAGCGUGCACCAUAGUCGCCUGCACCACCCUGUACGGCCCACCGCCCGUCAGGCAAUUACUAGAAUAUCCAGCUUUUUCUUACGUGACCACCAUCCUGAUCGUCUCCGACGCGACGCUAGGAGACGCCCUGAGAGGCUGCUGGCAUGCCCUUCUCGCUACUCUUCAGGUUAUGGCGCUCUCCGUACUCAGCCUCUGGGUGAUCGGACCUGGCUGGUUUACCGUUUGGGCAGCGGCGGCCGCGGUGGCAGUCAAUGCGUUCGUGGUGGCUGUGCCGGAGUCGACGCACUUGAUGUGUAAGCGGAUUGCAUUUGGGCAGAUUGUGAUUGUGUAUGUGGGUGCUGUGGUUCAUGGUGCAAAAACUGGAGCUCUCAUGCACCCGGUUCAUGUCGCGGCUAGUACAGGGCUCGGAGCCUUGGCUUCUGUCCUGGCCAUGUUGUUUCCCUACCCCCACCUAGCCUACUACGAGGUAAGGAAAACAUGGCGGUUAUAUGGUGAAAAUGCUUGUGAGAGGUUAAGAACCUUCAUGGACGCUUUCUCUGCUCAAGACAACACAACUGCCCUUGAUCUGAUUUCUCAAGCAAGCUCCCUUAGUAAAGCAGGAGCCAAACUUCUUCAAAGUAUAAAAGACAAUCAAGAAGGCAUGCUAUGGGAAAGACCCCAGAUGAAAUUCUUAAACCGCAGUUGCAUUGACCAAGGAGAAAAGUUACGACACAUUGAAAUACCAAUAAGAGGGAUGGAAAUGGCCUUAACUUCUUGCAUUUCUUGCACUGUUAGCAUGAUGGAUGAAGAACUCAGAGAAGUUUUAGGCAAUUUGGAAGUACAUAUAGGCCAAAAAUUCAAGCAGCCUGAGUUCUCUAUGCCUUUUGAUGCAAAAAUUUUAGACAAGUCCCUCUGGAAGUUCCAUAACAUUUCCAUUACCCAAAAAGAGCUGCCAGUUUUCUUCUUCUUCUUCUGUUUGAAACUCCUCAUAGAUGACUCUCCCAUUGCUCGAAUACUUGAGUGUGACACUGAAGAAUCCGGUGCUUUAGAAAAACAAGACGUGUGUAGUAGCUUCAAUAGGGCUUGGAGCAGUCUUGACAUAAAACCAAGCAACCAGAGUUUGGUUUUUGCUUUCAAGUGUUCACUUUCUCUAGGUUUUGCUGUGUUGUUUGGUUUGAUAUAUACCAAAGAAAAUGGAUAUUGGUCAGGACUCACGAUUGCCAUCAGUUUUGUAACAGGAAGACAACCCAUAUUUACAGUUGCAAAUGCUCGAGCACAAGGCACAGCAAUGGGAUCAGUCUAUGGAAUCCUAUGCUGCUUUAUUUUCCAAAGAUUUGAGGAUUUAAGGUUCAUGCUACUACUACCUUGGACUGUUUUCACUAGCUUUCUAAUGCAUAGCCGAAUGUAUGGAAAAGCUGGUGGAAUUUCAGCAGUUACAGGGGCUUUAUUAAUAUUAGGUAGGAAAAAUUAUGGUCGUCCAAGUGAGUUUGCAAUUGCUAGAAUCACAGAAGCCUGCAUUGGAUUAAUUUGUUUCCUCAUUGUAGAGAUUCUCUUGAAUCCUGCAAGAGCAGCAACUCUGGCCAAAACUGAACUUUCAAGGAGCUUGGGGGCAUUUGAAGAUUGGAUCAACAUGGUUCCUUGUUCCAGCCAGAAGAACGGGCAAGCUCCAACCUUUCUGGCACUGAGAGAAAAGCAGAACAAGCUGAAAAGUCAUGUCAAUGAAUUAGAAAAGUUCAUUGCAGAGGCAGAGUUGGAGCCUAAUUUCUGGUUCUUGCCUUUCCAUGGCUCUUGUUAUGGUAAGCUCCUCAGAUCUUUGUUAAAGAUGGUGGACCUUCUACCCUUUUUGGCCUAUCAAAUAGAAUUCAUCUCACAAGUAACAGAAAUAUCAAGAGUUGAUAUUAAGGAGCUCCAAGAACACAUGAAUAAUAAUCUAGAGUUAUUCAAGAAAAAAGUUAGCUCUUCAUUGAAAUGCCUCGAAAAGGUAACCUCAAUCAAGACCCUUACAGCACUGGAAAAAGAGUUACAAAAGAAAAUUGUUUCUCAUGACAUUGAGUUAGGAAAAUUUCCAAAUGCAAAUGCAUUUGGACUGUUGGGCACAAAUGAAGAAGAGGUUGAAAGCAUUGUAAACCCUUUUCUUCAAAACUUGAAUGAAGAAGCUGGCAAGAUUUGUGCUAACAAAGGUGAGGACAAGCUUAAGAGCCAAAUAGUUCUUUGUUUGAGUGGCCUAGGCUUCUGCAUCAGCAAUUUGAUAAGAGAAACAAUGGAGAUCGAGAAAGAAGUAAAAGAACUAGUCAAAUGGGAGAAUCCCUCAAGCCUUGUAAAUUGGAACGAAAUUUCUUGUAAAAUUAGUGCUUUGUGUACAUAAUA
Messenger RNA from Corylus avellana, 2480 nucleotides. RefSeq lists its product as uncharacterized. The record is from RefSeq and is a predicted model, not a curated record. Gene Ontology annotation, cellular component: plasma membrane. Lineage: Eukaryota; Viridiplantae; Streptophyta; Magnoliopsida; Fagales; Betulaceae.